Molecule: messenger RNA, 4193 nt
Organism: Polyodon spathula (Mississippi paddlefish)
Lineage: Eukaryota; Metazoa; Chordata; Actinopteri; Acipenseriformes; Polyodontidae
Product: acyl-CoA dehydrogenase family member 11-like
Exons: 15
Coding region: 39-1982 (647 amino acids)
Molecular function (GO): oxidoreductase activity, acting on the CH-CH group of donors
Source: RefSeq, a predicted model, not a curated record
AUACUACGGCUUAGAAAUUUGUUAAUUUGGGUGUAAACAUGAUCCGCAGUCCGCUGAUUGCAGUUAGGAUGGCGAGCCUAGCCAGGCUGUCUCGAGGCCCCUGCGUUGGGGGCUGGGAGAGGGUGAGGGGACUGUCCACCGGGCACUCAGCUUUCUGUGCCCCACAGGAACCGGUGGAGAUGAGGGAGACAGGAGCUGCAGGAGCCGAGGACCCCAGCUUCCCAUUCUCCAGGUCCCUCAUCGGAACUUUCUUCCAGGACCAGCCGCUCCUGGGGAACCAGCUCUUGGAAGAUGCCCUGCUCCAGGGCUAUUUGAGGAGAUAUCUCCCUCCUGAGGUGCUGGGGGAAGUGUGUUCGGAUCUCGAGCGCUUCUCCGAGAGGCUGUGCAGUGAGAUCCAGGCACUGGGGCAGCAGUGUGAGGAGUCUCCCCCCCGGCUGCAGCACUAUGAUCCUUGGGGGCGGCGCGUGGACCGCAUCAUCACCUGCCCUGCCUGGGGCCGCAUGAAGGAGAUCUCCGCAGAGGAAGGGCUGAUCGCCGCAGCCUACGAGAGGAGAUAUGGGCAGUGGAGCCGUGUUUACCAGGUGUCCAAGCUGUACCUGUACUGCCCCUCCGCCGGGCUCUUCUCCUGUCCUCUAGCCAUGACCGACGGGGCCGCCAAGAUCAUUGAGUCGAUUGGUGUCUCUGGCCUGCUGGAAAAGCCAUUCCGACAGCUGACCUCUCGUGACCCCAAGCGUUUCUGGACCUCGGGCCAGUGGAUGACCGAACGCAAGGGCGGCUCUGAUGUCGCCAGUGGGACAGAGACGGUGGCAAAAUCCCAGCCAGACGGGACCUACCGGCUCUACGGCUUCAAGUGGUUCACCUCCGCCACCGACUCGGACAUGACACUGACCCUCGCCAGGGUGGUGGACAACCACGGGCAAACCGUGCAGGGCAGUAAAGGGCUGUCUCUGUUCUACGCGGAGGUCAGAGAUGAGCAGGGCAAGCUGAACAACAUCGAGGUGCAGCGGCUGAAGGACAAACUGGGCACCAGGCAGGUCCCCACUGCGGAGCUGCUGCUGGACGGGGUGCGAGCCCAGCUGAUCUCUGAGGAGGGAAGAGGAGUGGCGUCUAUCGCCAACAUGCUGACGAUUACCCGGAUCCACAACGUCAUCUCUGCAGUCGGGUGCAUGAGAAGGAUAAUUAACUUGGGUCGAGAGUACGCCACCAAGCGCUUCGUGUUUGGAAAGUUCUUGAAGGAGCACCCUCUUCACAUGCAGACCAUGGCAAGGAUGGAGGUGGAGACGCGUGCUGCCUUCCUGCUGCUGAUGGAGCUGUCUCGUCUGCUGGGGAGGGAGGAGACAGGCUGUGCAUCCGAGCUGGAGCUGCACAUGCUCCGACUGCUCACACCGGUCGCCAAGCUCUACACCGGCAAACAGGCUGUGGCGGUGAUUUCGGAGGGGCUGGAGUGUUUCGGGGGUCAGGGCUACAUGGAGGACACCGGCCUACCGGUGCUGCUGAGGGAUGCACAGGUCCUGAGUAUUUGGGAGGGCACGACCAACAUCCUGUCCCUGGAUGUCCUUCGCUCGCUGGCUAAGAGCCGGGGCCGGGUGCUGGAGGCCUUCUUCACAGACGUCAAGCGGAAAUUAGAAGCUGCGUCAGCAAGGCCGGCUCUGGCCCCAGCGAUGAAGGCAGUGGAGAGCUCCCUCCAUGGGCUGGGCCAGUUUGCACAGGUCUCCUCAGAGAGGGGCCCAGACUUCAUGCAGCUCUCAGCCCGAGAUUUUGCUUACAGCCUGGCCCGGAUCUACAUGGGCACUCUGUUAGUGGACCAUGCUGCCUGGGAAGGGGCGUCAAAGUCUGACCUCUGUGCUGCGCUAAGGUGGUGUGAGCAAGAUCUGUGCCCAGUUGUUACCAAAGAGAAAACGGGUUGCUAUAGCCAUGACUCCUCCGCCAUGGAUACUGCCUUGGUGUAUGAGGGGAGCCCCGUCAUCAGAGGAAGACUGUAAUACACCCAUCACACCCAACCCUUCACUGCCUCCAGACAGGCUACAAUGAGAGAGGAGCUUUGCUGUGAUACAGAUACAGCACUGAACAGGUCAGGAACUCUCUUUAUACAAAAAAAAAAGGAAGAAUCUGUUUACUGGAUAGGGUAAAAUAGCAGCUAAAACAAAUACACACUAAAAUAAUGACCUGUACCCGUUGGAAUCCUGUUUAAUUUUCUCUAUAGCCUGUAUGUAUUUCAUACAACCUUAUUUAGCCAAGGAUUGUGAAAUGGGUGACAUAGUUGUAGACUUGUGUUGGGUUUCUGAAAAGGUGCUUGUUUUCUCUAUGCCAUAAUAUCCUGUUGUAUCUACAGAUGCAAUGCAUUGUAAAUUGUUAAACUGACAGGUUUGGUUAUAAUUUGAUUCAUUUUUCCUACCCUGCAGUAAUAAUCUGGUUGGCUUUUGUGGGCUCGCACCGAAUCAAGCAGUGCCUUAUAGUUAUUAAAAUGUGGUUUUGUCAUUUUUCUUCUGUCUUGAUGAAAGUUUUUUUUUGAAGAAGAAGAAGAAUCAUGUAAACUUGGUGCCUCAACUAAAUGCAAAAUAAACAGAAAUAAGUAAACAUCAUUGCAGGGUGACUGUAUGAUUUGGUGCUAUUUCAAUGUGAGUUUAUGCUGCCCUUAUAAAUCUGGCUAUUGUCUGCAAGGGGAAUGCACUGCAUUUGUCACUAGAGGAAUGGGAUGGUAAGCAGCAGUGUUUAAGGAGCAGUUGUAACUGCUGAAAAAAAAAAAAAAAAAAAAAAAAAAAGUUAUUUCUUGACCCCAUCAUGUUCACAAUUAAAUUUUGGUCAGAAUGAGUCCUAGGUUCCAUGACCACCCACCCCACCCACAGAUUAAAUUGUUUCUCAACUAUAAAAUAACAAAUGUGUGUUAGCUACCUUUUAGUUCAUCCUGUUAUAGUAGCAGGAGCAUGCCUAUGUAAGGGUCUUGUCUUCAAGGUAUUUCUUUUAAGCAGGGAAGGCAUCUAGAAUUCUCCAGCCUCUAGAGAACCAAGUUUUGUGAACCAUUCUGGGUCUGCCUCAAUCUGCUUCACAGUCCUGUUUGCAGAAACUUUGCAUGAGAAAGAAGAUUAUAGCAUUUAGUCAUGUUGCUAACAUUUAGCAUAUGUAUAAACUGUACUUCAAAGGAAGGCUUUAACAUUAAUUUCUUUCCUUUUUAGCUUUAUUACUGGUUCUGUUUUGGUUCAUGACACGUUAUUAAUGUCUAUUCAGGAUAUGGAAAUAUUUCAAAUACAACACUGUUGAUGAAAUACUGCAGCCUGGUUCCUUUGUUGUAGGUCACCUGGUCUGGUAACAGGCAGACCAUUAGCAUGAGCUUGAACUUCAACACUUUUAAAUAGCUGUAUAUAUGUGCUGGAGAAAAUGUGUUUUAAUGCCUUGGUUAGCAUUCCAGCACCGAAGCUGCCUAACCUGCACUUCUUCACAUUAAGAACAAUUACAUCUUUAGCUGCUCACCAACUCUUUAGCACCAAUUCUAGAGUUCCAGGAGAACUUGCCACCUGUUUUUUAAGGCUACCCCAAUGCAAGAGAAGAUGUGCCCCUAUGCCAGGGUAACCUCUACCAACGCAGUGCCACAUGAAAAGAAAAAUCAAAAGACAAACCAUUCAUAUUAGCAAAUGCAACACACAGAUGCUAAACAUGUAUUUAUUUAGAUUGUUUGAAUCUCUACAGCGUAAUGCUCUUCAAAGAAAACUGAACAAAAACAAUAUUUAUACUAAGCAAGGUGCAUUUCUGUUACAGGAAAAGAGCUAUGUACAGCUACAAAUUCCUCUUUACAAAGAGAAAAAGAUAACUUAAAAGUGCUUUAACUGAAAAACAAGAAUAAUAAUUAAAAAAAAAAAAACCUUGACAAGUGUGCUGUGAAGGAAUAUGCACAGGUAUAAUCACAUUCCCAGGAACCCGUAUUAUUGCCAAUUGGCACCUGUCCUUCUCUCUCUCAGGAGAAGCUUUGACCCCAAGCCCUAACCUUUUUUAAACCUCUCUGGGACUUCCUCGCUGAAAAACAAAAGCAAUCUGUACAUUAAACCUCAAAGAGAAAAGAAAAAAAAGGUACAAACUGGUGACCCCUAAAGCCAGCCUCCAUGCAGCACCACCCCCUUGUGAUAAAAUGACCUCUUUCCAAAAUACUAGGGCCACACCUACACUUGCAACCAUAACUUUUUUUUUUUUUUUUUUUUUUU